AUGGAGCAAGGUGAACGAUGGCGUUUAUUCUCUUGCAUGUUUCUUCAUUCCAGUGUUGUCCAUUUACUUUUCAAUACCUUUACCCUUCUACCCACCGGUAUCCAGCUCGAAGAGGAAUUCGGAUUUUUGAAGAUAGGAAUCUUAUAUGUACUUGCCGGCUUAGGCAGAAGUAUUUUAUCUUGUCUUCAUCAAGAUCCUACAAAAGACAUUGUUUCAAUUGGUGCAUCAGGUGCCCUUUUCGGAUUCAUGGGUUCGAUGCUGUCCAAGUUCAUCACAAAUUGGACAAGCUACUCGGAUAAGUGUUUUCAAUUGAUGAUGCUACUGGUAAUCAUUUGCCUGAAUUUGUUACUCGGAUUGAUAACUAGAGUGGACAAUAUGGCACAUUUGGGGGGAUUCAUCAGUGGAUUUUUUCUAGGAUUUGUUCUUCUAAUCCGUCCGCAACAUGGAUAUGUUGGCAGAAAAUAUGUUUUACCAGGAUAUGAAACAACUCGCCACAAAUCCAAGUACCAGUUCCAUCAACAGCUCUGUUGAAUUACAUCGUUUGUCAUCUUAAUCGCUGGGUAA
Messenger RNA from Pistacia vera, 564 nucleotides. RefSeq names its product RHOMBOID-like protein 5. Gene Ontology annotation, biological process: proteolysis. The record is from RefSeq and is a predicted model, not a curated record. Gene Ontology annotation, cellular component: membrane. Gene Ontology annotation, molecular function: serine-type endopeptidase activity. The transcript has 3 exons. NCBI's taxonomy places the organism in Eukaryota, Viridiplantae, Streptophyta, Magnoliopsida, Sapindales, Anacardiaceae.